AUGCGUGAAAUAGACAGGAUAUGGAUUUCAAGCAAACUUUUAAACCAGAACCUGCCGAGGUGCCUGGCGUUGUGUGUGGGUGAUACCAGAGUGAGAGUGGUCCUCCAACAGCUUCUGAGACCUCGGGCGCCUAAGAGCUGUGAUGGAGGAGAGUCAGGGAAGGUUCCUCUUAGCCAUGCAACCCUGCGGUUUAUCUCCCAGCUGCUGUCCUUCCACAUUGACUCCAUCAACGUGAUGGUGUUAAACCUAGCCCUGUCAGAGUCUCUAUGGUACAUGACCACCUCAAGUAUUGACCUACUGCUCAACCAUCAGGGCAAAAGGUUGACCUGGGACUUUUCUGUGGAGCAGCUAAGCAGUAAAGUGCUUAAAAUCAGUCAAUUGCAGGAUACAUGUCUGGUGUAGACGUCCCUGAGCCUGGUGCUGUCUGGGGAUGUCAACCUACCAGAGCUGCAUCCAGGCCGACUGGCACUGUGUGUGAGAACACUGCUGACUGAGCUGCACGAGGGCCUGUUCCUCAGCCAGCUACUGCUUCUACCUCCUCCCCUGGAAAGCACUCUCUCUGCAGACGAAUGUGAAAAGGACGAGUUUUUCCAGACUGAAGCAGUGGAGCAGUUUCAUCAGCUGGUGCCCCAGAAG
This is a messenger RNA of Salvelinus namaycush (lake trout), 636 nucleotides long. RefSeq names its product protein KIAA0100-like. The transcript has 7 exons. The record is from RefSeq and is a predicted model, not a curated record. The coding region runs from base 1 to 402 and encodes 133 amino acids. Lineage: Eukaryota; Metazoa; Chordata; Actinopteri; Salmoniformes; Salmonidae.